Lactuca sativa (garden lettuce) is the source of this 469-nucleotide messenger RNA. NCBI's taxonomy places the organism in Eukaryota, Viridiplantae, Streptophyta, Magnoliopsida, Asterales, Asteraceae. The record is from RefSeq and is a predicted model, not a curated record.
GGUAUAUGGUUUUGGGUAAAUAACGCAGCUAAAUACAUGGGCAAAAGUGAGAACAAGAGUUGGACAUAUGAGAAGGCAAAAUCUAUAAUUUCAGAGUCAAUUGAAAUGAGCCAGUCAGUGGGUUUAGAUGAACUGCAAAGGCUUGUGGAAGAACAGGCAGAGAUGUACCCUCUUGGUCCUUGCAUUUCAAUUGCCUAUUUAUCGGUUCUAAAGGACUGUGAGAUUCAUUGCUUUCAUGAAGGAUUGGAAGUCAAACGACUUGGUGGUCUCCAUGUCAUUGGGACAUCUUUGCAUGAGUCCCGAAGAAUUGAUAAUCAGCUUCGUGGCAGAGCAGGAAGGCAAGGAGAUCCUGGAUCAACACGCUUCAUGGUCAGGUAAGUUCUGUUAAAUGAUUUUUAUAAAGUUUAAAGUCAAUCCUUUCAUCUGGACAAAAUUCUUCAUGUUAAAUUACGUAAUAGUCCUUGGAGUA